UCUUUGGAACUUCUUACUCACUUAAAGUACAAACUAUUUCAAGCUGUCUUGUCCUAUAUCCUCUUACAGCCUGAAAUUCUCAAGGUAUACAGCUCUGGUAUUCUAUUUGACUACUCAGAUAGAAAAUUAUAUAGACUCUUCCUAAGGUUUGCUUUUUACUCAGCAGACUACCCUGAGAAGUAUGUCUUG
Molecule: messenger RNA, 189 nt
Organism: Fomitiporia mediterranea MF3/22
Lineage: Eukaryota; Fungi; Basidiomycota; Agaricomycetes; Hymenochaetales; Hymenochaetaceae
Exons: 1
Source: RefSeq, a predicted model, not a curated record